GCAGCGGUUGGCGGUUGCCCGGGCGGUUUUUCUGCACUCGGUGUGAGGCGGCUGCGCGGGUCGGCGGCGAUUUUGCAGUGCACAGGUGUGAUUCGGUCUCUUCUCAAUGUCGACAAGGCGGUGGUGCCUGCGGUCCCGACGGAAAUAAAACCCGCCGCCCAGCCAGCGCCGCCCAGCUGCGCCGCGUGCCGACGCCGCGCGACUGUCCGCCGCGACCCAGCGCUGCGACCGGGCCGGAUCGGGCCGGAGCAUGGCUAGUGAGUCGGCGGGCCUGCAGGCGGCCGUCGGCGAGGGCUCGCAGCCGCUGCCGGCGCACCGCGCCUGGUACGAGGCUCAGCGCUCGAUGGACGCCGGCGGCGCCAUCCCGCCCGAGGACAUGGAGAUGUUCUUCCCGUCGAUCGACGGCUCGACCGGCCGCGGCCGAUACUACGGCGCGUCGCACUCGGCGGCGGCGUACCCGGCGCACACGGCCGACUGGACCACGCGGAUGUCGGCGGCCGGCGGUCAGAUGUACCGCUCGCACCUGCCCACCUACCCGUGGAUCGGCGACAAGGCCAUGAUGCCGCCGUCGGCCGCCGCCUGGUGCUCGCCGUUCGGCAAGACGCAGAGCCCGGCUAUCCCCACCUCGAUCGCGCACUCGAGUCCGCACCUCUUCCACUUCCCGCCGACGCCGCCCAAGGACGGCACGCCCGAGACGUCGGCGGCGGCGACGGCCGCCUCCUCCAGCAUGGCGUCGGCAUCGGCGUCGGCGGCGGCCGUGGCGGCGGCGGCGGCCGUGGCCGGCAUGUCUGGCGAGUACGGCCAGCACCCCUGCGGCCAGCUGCUGGCGGCGCCCGACGGGCUGGACAUCAAGCCGCCGCUUAUCCACGGCCUGCCGAAGCAGCGCGAAGGUAGCGGAACGCCGGCAGAGCUGGCCGCCGCCGGGCCGUACCAGUACCCGGCGGCCUCUGCGGCGGCCGAGUACGCGCCGGCCGCCGCCGCCGGGUACAGCUUCCACCCCAGUGCGUUCGUCUCCAAAAGCGUGUCGCCGCGGCCCAAGGCGAAGGCGCGGUCGUCGGCGGAGGGUCGCGAGUGUGUCAACUGCGGCGCGACAUCGACCCCGCUCUGGCGGCGCGACGGCAACGGCCACUACCUCUGCAACGCCUGCGGACUCUACUACAAGAUGAACGGCCAGAACCGGCCGCUGAUCAAGCCCAAGCAGCGCAUGUCGGCUGCCCGAAGAGCCGGGACGUCGUGCUCCAACUGCAAGACGUCGACGACGACGCUGUGGCGGCGCAACGGACAGGGCGAGCCCGUGUGCAACGCUUGCGGCCUCUACUACAAACUGCACAACGUGAACCGGCCGAUCACCAUGAAGAAGGACGGCAUCCAGACGCGGAACCGCAAGCUGUCGUCCAAGUCGAAGAAGAAGAAGGGCUUCACGGGCUUCGAGAGCAUGAUGCGGCCGCUGGACAAGGCCGGCUUCGGCUUCCCCGGCUCCAACUUCGGCGCCGGCAUGUCACCCUACAUGGCCUACCAGAACAACAUGCAGUCGAUGGGGCCGGGCGGCUUCGUCUCGCCGCAGAUGGGCAUGGGCGGCAUGGGCGCCCUCGGCAUGGGCAACCUGGCCAUCUCGUCCGCACCCGGCGCCAUGGGCUGGCGAACCGAUUACAGUUGAUACGACUGCACGGGGCGACAGCAGUGUACAAACUGGCCGGAGGGCGGCGGCGGCGGCGGCGGCGGCGGCGCCGCGACGCUGACCGCAGCGACCGGCCGCGUCGCGCACGACACAGGGUUUGAGGCGGCUGGUGCGUCCGUGUUGGAUGGCUCCGUGUAAGAAGGCGACGCGCCCGACCGCCGGUGUCGCUAUACGAGUCUAAGUCUUUCAACGUGGACUCCAUACGCCGCCGGCAUCCGCACGGUGGCGCCCUCGGCCGCGGCCGGCACGGAUCAAGAGGUCAAGGUCGCUCGCGCCCCGGGGGCACUGGCGCCGCCGGCUCUCGAGCUAGGCAGGCCCGGGGUAGGCGCCGAAUAUUCGAUGUGAUAUCCGUGUACUUCGCCAACCUUCGUGUAAAUACCUAAUGAUCUCUUCGUAGCUGUACGCGCUAAAAUACUUAUAGUCUCGACCUAACAGCGUUGCACUUGACCCAAACGAGGUCAGUACCUAUGAUUAAUAUGGACGUAGAUUAAGUGUUAACAAGGCGCGUGCUGCUCACUGCUUGGAAGGAUUUGUAUUUUGUGACGAUAGUCUACGUUGACUGUGUCCGCGUGGUGCCUCGCCGAGAACACAUCUCUUGCGUUAUUUUGAACCGGUCAGCACACUACUCACCAGGCCUGCACUAUGCCCCCGCGUGGGUCUGCACCCAUGGGUGGAAGCCGUUCAGUCUAGCGGAUAACGCGCGUUGCAUUGGCCCGUCAUUUUGUAUCCACGAUGGUGGCUAAUGUCGAAGGAACACCGCUUAGUUCAGUCAGUCGCGAAGUCAACCCAGCGCGGCGAUGCAUGGUCGUCGCGCCGCCGACCGCGGCCGGCGGCGCGCCACACUCUAGUUUUGUAACGCCUGUUGGGGAGCCGUGCCAACCGAGCCAGGCGCCGCACCGCGGCGGGGCCCCGUCACAUCACGCGGAACUGUGCAAUCAUGUAAAUAAGUGUCCCCCAUUGUGUGUCGUUCGAUGCCAAAUAAACCACAAACACCCA
Molecule: messenger RNA, 2674 nt
Organism: Pollicipes pollicipes
Lineage: Eukaryota; Metazoa; Arthropoda; Thecostraca; Pollicipedomorpha; Pollicipedidae
Product: GATA-binding factor C
Exons: 7
Coding region: 251-1657 (468 amino acids)
Biological process (GO): positive regulation of transcription by RNA polymerase II; negative regulation of transcription by RNA polymerase II; cell fate commitment
Cellular component (GO): nucleus
Molecular function (GO): RNA polymerase II cis-regulatory region sequence-specific DNA binding; DNA-binding transcription factor activity, RNA polymerase II-specific; zinc ion binding
Source: RefSeq, a predicted model, not a curated record